Platichthys flesus (European flounder) is the source of this 731-nucleotide messenger RNA. RefSeq names its product galectin-2-like. Gene Ontology annotation, molecular function: carbohydrate binding. The record is from RefSeq and is a predicted model, not a curated record. NCBI's taxonomy places the organism in Eukaryota, Metazoa, Chordata, Actinopteri, Pleuronectiformes, Pleuronectidae. Bases 317 to 727 code for a protein of 136 amino acids. The transcript is spliced from 6 exons.
CGGGUGUGCACCCAUUCAGUAAAGUGUUGGACUGCUCACUGAUAAAUCUACAACCAGAGUCGGAUACAACAAAAUAGCUUGAGUACCUGCACAACUUGAAUCAUCUUGGCCACCUCCACUUUAGUCUUCCCCUUCACUGGUUUCCCGUUCACACCUGUGAUUUCAUCUCCUGCUGCCAGCGUCCCCUCCAGAGCUGCUGGGGUGUUAUCGAAGACCUGGGAGACGACACAAACAUCAUUUAAAAAAGACUGAACCAAGCUGCUCCAUCUUCCACUUUAACUCCAGGACUCUUCACACACACACACCAGGACCCAACAUGAGCUUGCAACUGGAAAUGAAGAAUGUGAAUCUGCAAACUGGCGAUCAGCUGAAAAUCAAAGGAAUACUUCUGCAUGAUGCUGAAAGAUUCCAGAUCGACCUCGGCAGCGAUGAAGACAACCUGGCUCUUCACUUCAACCCCCGGUUCCACGACGACUGCGACGGAGCUGUGCUCGUGUGCAACUCCAAGUCGGAAGGCUGUUGGGGCGACGAGCAACGGGACACACACAACCCUCUGCAGAGGGGAGCAGAACUCAAGAUCGUGUUGAAGUUGACCGGAGACAUGUUCGAGGUGGAACUCCCUGAUGGGAACGAAGUCCAGUUCCCGAACCGUGUGGCCAUGGGCGUCUUCGACUACAUCCGAAUCAUCGGGGACAUCAAGCUGAAGUCCAUAAAGAUCAGCCAAUAGAAAC